Messenger RNA from Acanthoscelides obtectus, 1206 nucleotides. Lineage: Eukaryota; Metazoa; Arthropoda; Insecta; Coleoptera; Chrysomelidae. The record is from the annotation of a GenBank genome assembly.
AUGCUAGUCAUACCGGAAAAAAAUAUUGCUGACGAUUUAAUCAGUUCAAUCAACAAAUGGGAGCUCUCAAAUAAAGUUGUAACAGUAGUUUCAGACAACGGAGCAAACAUAAAAAAUGCAAUUACUGAACAAUUACGUUUUCACCACCAUCCCUGCUUAGCGCAUACACUGAAUUUAUCUACAAAAGAAGCCCUAAAUGGUAAUGAUGACCUAAAUAGGCUCAUCAUAAAGUGCAAAAAUUUAGUAGCCCAUUUUAAACAUAGCGGACUUGCUACAGCUACUCUGAAAAAAUGUCAAGAACAAAUGAAUUGCUCUAUACUCAAAGUAAAACAAGCGGUUGACACAAGGUGGAACUCGGUGCUAAUUAUGAUAGAAAGGUUGUUGGAGAUUAAGGAUCCACUGACAAUAGCACUCACGAACCUGCCCUCUGCCCCCGAACCAAUAGAGGCAUCAGAAUGGGUCAUAAUAUCUGACAUUGUACCAAUUCUGAAGCCCCUCGAAUUGUUAACAGUCGAACUUUCGGGUGAACAAUAUUUAACAAUGUCCUCGGUGAUUCCACUGAUUCGAGGAUUACAAUUUCAUUUGCGAAAUAUUCAACCUGCAACAGAUAUUGGUUUGUGGCUGCAGAGUAAACUAUUAGAUGUGAUUUCGAGACGUUUUAGCAUUUUAGAAUCAAAUAAAAUUAUAGCAAAAAGCACUUUUCUCGAUCCACGGUUCAAAAAAACAGCUUUUGGAUUGGAAGAGAAUGCCAGAAAUGUCCAGGCAUGGAUUACAGAUGAGGUUGCAAGCAUGAUUGCAACUAAAACGGAAAAUGCGACCCAACUCAACCUAACACAAGCAGGAAAUGAUAGAGCUCCCUUGCAAAAACAGGGAAAUUUAUCACUACGGGCCCAUUUUGAGAGUAAACUCGCAGAAGUUGCGAUACAGUCAAAAACUAAACCAAGCAUAAUGGCCACUCUGUGUGUAAGACACUAUUUAGAAUUGCCUCACAUCGAAAGGAGCGCAGAUCCACUGUUAUUUUGGGAAGAGCACAAGCAUAUGAUGCCAGAACUAUAUGAGCUCCAUAAAAAAUACUUGUGUGUACCAGCUAGUUCGGUUCCAAGUGAAAGAGUUUUUUCAAAAUCGGGCCAAAUUACCAAUGACAGGAGAAGUAGAUUGUCACCAGACAAUUUAGAUAUGAUUCUAUUCCUUAAUUCAGUUCUUUGA